This is a messenger RNA of Marasmius oreades (fairy-ring Marasmius), 1299 nucleotides long. RefSeq lists its product as uncharacterized. NCBI's taxonomy places the organism in Eukaryota, Fungi, Basidiomycota, Agaricomycetes, Agaricales, Marasmiaceae. The record is from RefSeq and is a predicted model, not a curated record. Bases 1 to 1299 code for a protein of 432 amino acids. Gene Ontology annotation, molecular function: metalloexopeptidase activity. The transcript is spliced from 4 exons. Gene Ontology annotation, biological process: proteolysis.
AUGUAUCUCUCGCUCCGUUCAGUAAUCAACAAAGGAGUCGUAUUUUUGUGUUCGGGUCUCCUGGUGCAAAGCCAGUUACUUGACUGGCCUCCAGGCCCUGGACAAAUCUUGGAACCUCAGCAGCCCGAUGCGGAACUGACCGGUAUGCUCAACCAAAUCGAUCCUGCACGCCUCAGGGCAACCGUCGAAAAGCUGGUGUCUUUCGGUACUCGGAACACCUUAUCGAGUCAGACGAAUCCCAAUCGCGGUAUCGGAGCUGCUCGAGACUGGAUUGCCGACCAGAUGCGCACAUUUGCAGCGUCUUCCAAUGGAAGAAUGAAUGUCACCGUACAGACUUUCCAAGCCUCAGCUGGUAGCGGAGUACCCCAGGGAACUGUCCUCAGCAACGUUUUCGCUACGCUGAAAGGUUCCCAAGAUCCCGGACGCGUGUAUGUCGUGUCGGGCCAUUACGACUCACGGAACAGUGACGAUAAUGAUCCAAACGGAGACGCUCCGGGAGCAAAUGAUGACGCCAGUGGUGUAGCAGUAUCUGUGGAGCUAGCAAGAGUUAUGGCCACUCAUCAGCCCAAGGCAACCAUUAUCUUCGCGGCCGUUGCUGGCGAGGAACAGGGUUUGAUUGGGUCCGCGUUCAUGGCCCAGCAGCUGAGAAGCGCGCGUGUUAAUGUCGAGGGGAUGCUAAAUAACGACAUCGUCGGAUCUUCGACAGCAGACGAUGGGGUGACAAAGGAUCCUUUUAAUAUCCGGAUGUUUGUGCAGGGAAUCCCUUCCACAGCCACCUCUUCUCAGAUUACAACUCUCAUACGUGCCGGAGGUGAGAACGACUCGCCCAUACGGCAACUAGGGCGUUUCGUCGCCGAAGUUUCCUCUAACUCAAUCACGAAUAUGACCGUCCAAACGAUGUGGCGUGCCGACCGUUUUAAUAGGGGAGGAGACCACUUGUCCUUUAUAACCAAUGGAUUCUCCGCAGUGCGCUUCACCGAACCAAACGAAAAUUUCGCCCAUCAACACCAAAAUGUUCGGGUGCAAAAUGGCGUUCAAUUCGGAGAUCUUAUAGACUUUUGCGAUUUCGACUUUAUCGCUCGAGUUGCGAAAGUGAAUGGAGCUGCCCUAUGGUCGUUGGCCCAAGCUCCAGGGACCCCCACCGGAGUCACUUCGAACACUGGCACACUGAUCAACAAUUCGACCUUGACUUGGAACAAGGAUCCUCAAGCGGACGCAGGCUAUGAAGUUGUUUGGAGAGCAACUGAUACACCGCAAUGGACGCAUGUAGUUCCAGUUGGCAACGGCUGUCGGAAGUAA